GGAUUGACGAGCAGUGCCAAAAUGUUGGAACCGGAAGUAGGAGCCAAGAUCGUCAAUCUGCGACGAGGCACCAGUUUGAGAAUACCGUCGAUGAGCGACCCUACCGAAGAGAGCGAGCUAGGUCUGUGUCGUAGCAGUUCCUUGAAGAUUUCACGGACCAACGAUGCCGACCGCGUCGUCGCGCGAAAUGGAGCGCCUCUGACGAACGCGGGAUCGUCGCCGUCGUCAGCGUCAUCAGCGUCGUCCUCGUCGUCGUCAUCGUCGGUUGCGUUGUCGGAUAGAUGCGCGAGCUGCGGCGUCAACAGAUCGUUCCGGUCCGCCAGGCGUCACGCACCAGCGGGUGAUGCACCUGCGCCGGAGUAUCUCGCCAGGAGUCUCCUGCAACUCGGAUGUCCUGCCGUGUCGAUGCCAACACCUCGUGGCGGUGUCGGAUCGGAGCAACCGCCGAGCAGCGACAGCGAUGAUUACACCACCGCCCAUCACCAGGGCGCAGGUUAUGGACAGAACCUGGACGCUUACACCGUGCCCACGGUCCAGGUAUCGGGCCCACCUAACGCCGAUGAACCCGCUUCCGUCAUCAAUGGGUCUGCGGGGUCCAUAGGCGCGCGGUCGGCACCCAGCACACCCCUACAAGCUGUCCCCGAUGCGUCGCAGGCCGCGGGCCAGCAAUCGACCAGCGGGUCCCAACUCACCGUGGCCGGCGCCAGCUGUCCUCAGCCUCCGAGGAGCCCCAGUCACGCGGCCUUGCGAUGUAACGACAGUCACCUUUCGAAGCCGUUGAGUAGGAGUACACCAUCGAUGGCAGCUGGCGGCGCGCAGACUCCAGCAAAGGUUAGCAGAUCCUCGUCGAGGUCGUCGCCGACGUCCACUAGCAGUGCGAGACAGAAAAAGUUUCACAGGCAUUUCAGUCAGCCUUCGAAAUCUCGUUUUCAGGUAGCGGAUGACGAGCACGUGCUCAAUUAUUACAGCUGCGCGUUGGUGGGCGACAUCCUGCUGCAAGGUCACUUGUACAUCACGCCCAACUACUUUGCCUUCUACAGCAACGUGUUCGGUUACGUGACGAAGCUGCUGAUACCGACGGCGUCGGUGCUGAAGAUCAGCAAGGAGAAGACCGCGCGCAUUAUACCGAACGCGGUGGCGGUGACCACCGAGGAAGAGCGACAUGUCUUUUGCUCGUUGCUGUCGCGCGACUCGACCUACAAGCUGAUGAAGCAGGUCUGGGACGCGGCGUUGGAACCGCGCGCCACGCCGGACGCGUUGCCGGCGCUCGACAACGACACCAAGUUAUUAGCGCCGCUCGUCGAUGAUUCCGAGGUGAACGCCGCGGAGGAUGAGUCGAGCAUGUCUGAGAGUGGCACCGACGUCACGGCGACGACUUCUUCCAGACCACCGACCGUCUGCGUCGACAACACCGACGUAGCAACCGUGGCGCUCAACAGGCCGAGUUUGCCGCCCGCCAGAUUUGAGACAAUGGUAUUAACGAAGACACUGAUGCCCAACAGAUCCGGUAGAUUGAGAUUUCUUCUUACCAACGGAUUGAAACCUGGCAUGGUGAUAGCGAUAUUGGUGGGUCUCUUGGCAAUUCUCUAUGUAUCGGCGGCUCUAAUGAUGAUGCGCAUCGAUAGGCUACACACCGCUUAUCUUAACCAUCCUCUCGUCUCGCCUGAACGUUUCACGCAGGAUCGACUAUUGCAUUAUCUUAACACGAAUCUGGAUCAGAUUGUGAAGGUAAAAUAUUAUCCCGCGUGUAUCUCUACUCUCUCGGAAUAAUGAAGUACAAAUUCGUAUCAAAUGAUUGUGAGGAG
Messenger RNA from Formica exsecta, 1805 nucleotides. RefSeq lists its product as uncharacterized. Gene Ontology annotation, molecular function: sterol transfer activity; sterol binding. The record is from RefSeq and is a predicted model, not a curated record. Gene Ontology annotation, cellular component: endoplasmic reticulum-plasma membrane contact site; endoplasmic reticulum membrane; plasma membrane. Lineage: Eukaryota; Metazoa; Arthropoda; Insecta; Hymenoptera; Formicidae. Bases 22 to 1770 code for a protein of 582 amino acids. The transcript is spliced from 7 exons. Gene Ontology annotation, biological process: intracellular sterol transport.